AUAUCCAAAUGAAAUAUCAAGUCCAGCUGCAGGAAUAUUAAGUUCUUGUGCUCUCCUCUUCCAAACCCAUCACCCAGAUUGUGUAGCAGCUACCAUAUACUGAAGCAGAAGCGAGCAAAUUAAUAUGGAGACUUCACUAGUCCGCAAGCAUAGACUAUUCUUGGAGAAGGAGAUGGGGAUGCCACCUUACCAUGGAAACAGAGAAAGCAGCGAAAACGCCACUGAUUUUACCAAUUUCGACGGUAACAUGGUGAUAGUUUUAGCAGUUCUACUCUGUGCUUUAGUAUGUGCUCUUGGCAUAAAUUCCAUUGUUCGCUGUGCUUUAAGAUGUGGGUGUAGAUUCAUCUCAGAGAAUUCAUCAGUUCAAGCAGGUUCGCGCCCAGCAGAAGCAGCAGCAGGGCUAAAGAAGAGCACGUUGAGCCAGAUUUCAGUGGUGAGAUAUGAAACAGGGUUGAAUAUUCCAGUUACUGAUUGUCCCAUUUGUCUUGGAGAAUUUGCUGAAGGUGAAAAGGUAAGAGUUCUGCCGAAAUGUAACCAUGGUUUCCAUGUUAAAUGUAUAGAUAAAUGGUUAUUUUCAAACUCAUCUUGUCCUCUUUGUCGCUGUCCGUUGUUCGAUCAUCAGGCAAUGAUGAUGAACAACUGAGAAUGUUAAGGCUCCAAUUACCAGAAAAUGGAACCAGAUAACUAAUAUUAGGUGAAACUUUAUCGUGUAAAAUCUCUCUUCUUCUUAAUGGUGAAUUAAGAUAAUGUUUG
Molecule: messenger RNA, 753 nt
Organism: Hevea brasiliensis (rubber tree)
Lineage: Eukaryota; Viridiplantae; Streptophyta; Magnoliopsida; Malpighiales; Euphorbiaceae
Product: RING-H2 finger protein ATL74
Exons: 1
Coding region: 125-643 (172 amino acids)
Biological process (GO): protein ubiquitination
Molecular function (GO): transferase activity
Source: RefSeq, a predicted model, not a curated record